Molecule: messenger RNA, 1053 nt
Organism: Cutaneotrichosporon cavernicola
Lineage: Eukaryota; Fungi; Basidiomycota; Tremellomycetes; Trichosporonales; Trichosporonaceae
Exons: 2
Coding region: 1-1053 (350 amino acids)
Biological process (GO): fatty acid elongation
Cellular component (GO): endoplasmic reticulum
Molecular function (GO): oxidoreductase activity
Source: RefSeq, a predicted model, not a curated record
AUGCCCGAAUACCACAAAUACAACAUCUUUGGCAACGAGAUCACCCUCGAGGUGCCGAUGUCGACCUUCCUCCUGGCCUUCGUCGGCGCCCUCACGCUCGUGACCUAUGCGUCGUCGCUCGGCCGCUUCCUCUUCUCGAUUGCGGCGGGCUCCGGUGUGCCGCUCACGAGCUUCAAGGCAGCCAAGGGGACGACGUACGCGAUCGUGACGGGCUGUACUUCGGGUAUUGGGCUGGAGUUUGCCCGCCAGCUCGCGGCCGACGGCUUUGGCUUGAUCCUAGUCGGCCGCCGCCAGAGCGCGCUUGACGACCUGGCGCGCGAACUCGAGUCGGCGCACAAGAUUCGCGCCCUGUCGGUCGUCGCCGAUGCCGCUGAUCCCGCCGACCUGCAUGCCGCCGUGAAGCGCAUUGCCGACAUUGCGCGUACAGUCGACACUGGGAUACUUAUCAACAACGUCGGCGCGAGCCACGAGAUGCCCGUCGCGUUCCACGAGACCGACCCCACCGAAAUCGACAACAUUGUCCAGACCAAUAUCUCAUGGACGCUGCAGCUCACCCGCGCCAUUAUGCCCCUUCUCGUGGCCCGCUCCACACCAGGUACCGCUCCCAAGUCGCUCGUCAUGACUAUCGGCUCCCUCAGUGGUCGUAUCCCUUCUCCGCUCCUCGCCGCGUACUCGUGCACAAAGGGCGGCCUCAAGACUUGGAACACUGCGCUGGCCGCCGAGGUUCAGAGCAAGGGCGUCGUUUGUACCAUGGUCUUCCCGGCUUUUGUUGUUUCCAACAUGUCCAAGAUUCGCAAGGCGUCGCUCACGGUCCCCACGCCAGAGAAGUUUGUCAAGUCGACCCUUGGGUCUAUUGGGGCUGCCCGCGGCGCUCAGGGGCGCAUGUACGAGAGUACGCCUUACCCAGCGCACGCGGCCAUGGAUUAUGUCGUCGGUAUCGGAGGUAACGUUACCGAGAACAUUGCGGUCGGCGUCAUCCACUCGAUGCACAAGGACAUCCGCAAGCGCGCCCUCAAGAAGAAGCAGCGCGAGCUCGCAGCCAAAAAGGAGUAA